This is a messenger RNA of Ruditapes philippinarum (Manila clam), 635 nucleotides long. RefSeq lists its product as uncharacterized. The transcript has 3 exons. Bases 59 to 586 code for a protein of 175 amino acids. The record is from RefSeq and is a predicted model, not a curated record. NCBI's taxonomy places the organism in Eukaryota, Metazoa, Mollusca, Bivalvia, Venerida, Veneridae.
AUAAAUAUCAAAGGUUAAUUUGUCGUGUUAUUUUAAUAGUUUAAAAUAAUAUUAGUAAAUGACAAUGGAUAUCCUUAUUUUCCUUUAUCUGGGCUUUAUUGUGUUCAAGUCAUCAGUACAUUGCCAGCUUCUGACUUACAACAUUGCUCAUAUGACACAACUCAAAAGCUCAUCUGUACUAACUUAUGGGGGGUUAAACUAUAGUACAACUAACGUGAUUGAUGGAAAUCCGGCAACAUCGCCAGACGCAUGUAACUGCUGCUGGUCAUCAAGCGAUGAAACUAACCCCUGGCUGGAAGUCACUUUACCACGUCAUGAGCAUCUUGUCGAUAUUGUUCUUCAAGGCAGGACUGAUCAAACUGAUGAACCAAGAAAGUUAUCCGGGCUUAAUGUACAAGCAGACGGCAUUGCAAUACCUGACAAGUGGAUUUUUGUCAAUUCUACACACAAUUUUGUUUCAAUAGAUCUGCAGAACCAACCAGUGAAAUCCAUUCGAAUAAAUAGGCCUAAAAUGCACGAUAAUUAUGGAGCAUGGUUUUUAAUUGUUUGUGAAGUCCUCAUCAAUAUACAAGGCAUGUAUACCUAGAUUUGCAUACAAAAUAAUAAACAUAAUUUUAUCUUGGCUUAUAAUAACA